CCUGUCAAUUGUGUUGGUCGCUCUCUCAUUCUCUCAUUCUCUCAUUCUCUCUCUCUCUCUCUCUCUCUCUUUGGGGUUGUGUAAAAUUAUGACUCCACUUGCCUUAAUUCACUUGCUUUAUUUUGUCAGUGUCCUCCCUUCGACUUAUACCCAAAUGUCCAGCUUCACCACUCCAGCCAAAGUGUGCAUGAUUCAAAAUAGCUUCCAGCCAGGCUUUGUGGCAGAGGGCGACUAUGUUAUUGGGGGGAUCUUUCCCCUUCAUUAUAACCAGGAAAUGCCAGACCUUAACUGCACCUACAGACCACCACCAGUGAAGUGCAAUGGAUUUGAUCCCAGGGCUUUCCGCUGGGCUCAGACUAUGAGGCUGGCAGUGGAGGAGAUAAACCAGAGUCCAGAGCUCUUGCCAAAUUACACCCUCGGCUACAAAAUCUUUGAUUCGUGUGCAUAUCCAUUGACUGGCCAGAGGGCUGCUCUUGCUGUGUUGAAUGGGCUCAGUGAGGAUGACUCUCCCAUUUGCUCUGGUGCCUCUCCGCUACUCGCCGUGAUUGGGGAAUCAGGAUCGGCUCAGUCUAUUGUGGUGUCAAGAAUCCUGCAGCCAUUCGGAAUCCCCAUGAUCAGCUACUUUUCUUCAUGUGCAUGUUUGUCUGACAGAAGAAAAUAUCCCACCUUCUUCAGAGUAAUUCCUAAUGAUGAUUAUCAGGUGAAGGCCAUUGCACAGCUGCUGGUGCGCUUUAACUGGACGUGGGUGGGGUUGCUGCGAGGUGACCAUGAAUAUGGCCGCUUUGCGGUACAAGGUUUGAUGAGAGAAUUACAGGGAACCAAAGUGUGUGUCGCGUACCAAGAAAUGAUUCCUCUGCUGUACAAUCACCAGGCAGCAUUGGAGAUCAUGCAGGUGAUGCGUAGCUCUUCUGCAAAAGUGGUGGUGGUAUUUUCAGCUGAGGGGGAGAUGACUCCUUUCCUGAGAGACUACAUGACACAAAACAUCACUGGAAUCCAGUGGGUGGCCAGUGAGGCCUGGGUCACAGCCUCUGUCUUUACAGGGAGUGAGUAUUACCCGUACUUGGGAGGCACCAUCGGGUUUGGCAUAAGAAAAGGUCAGAUCUCAAGACUCGGUGACUACUUGCAGACAGUAAACCCUGAGAAGUAUCCCGACAAUGUUCUGGUGCAGGAGCUGUGGGAGGCUCUGUAUGGUUGUAGUCCUUCUCCACCCUCUGGCUCCAUGAUGACACCCUGCUCAGGGCUGGAGUCCCUGCUGGAGCAGCAUUCAGCCUACAUGAAUACAUCCAGCCCUAGGGUGGCCUAUAAUGUCUAUAAGGCUGUAUAUGCGAUUGCUCAUUCCCUGCACAACCUCCUAAUAUGUCAACCACAAAAUGGGCCUUUCGGAAACAACUCAUGUGCUCAAGAAGACAACAUACACCCCUGGCAGCUACAACACUACCUCCAGGAAGUGGCAUUUAACAUUGGCGGGGAGGAGGUAGACUUUGACCUGAAGGGUGACUCCAUACCCUAUUAUGAUAUCAUCAACUGGCAGAGGGGCACAGAAGGAAAAAUUGAGUUUGUCAAUGUGGGAUUGUUUGAUGGAACCAGGCCUGCUGGAGAGAAACUGUUGAUCCAGGAGAACAGGAUAAUUUGGGCGGGGCAUCGGAGUGAGGUGCCGGUGUCUGUAUGCAGUGCCAGCUGUCUUCCGGGGACCCGGAAGGCUGUCCGUCGUGGGGAGCCUAUCUGCUGCUUUGACUGUGUACUUUGUGACAAUGGCAAAAUUAGCAAUGAGACAAACUCAAUAGAGUGCACGUUUUGUCCUGUGGACUUCUGGUCAAACAAAGACAGAACAGCCUGCAUCCCCAAGAAGGUGGAAUACUUGACCUAUGAUUCUUUGGGUAUAGCCCUGACAGUGAUCUCUGUGGUGGGUGCCUGCCUCACUCUUGCAGUCUUUGGAGUAUUCUUCUAUCAAAGAAACACAGCCAUUGUCCGAGUGAACAACUCUGAACUCAGCUUCUUCAUCCUGUUUGCGCUCACUCUGUGUUUCCUGUGCUCGCUUGUUUUUAUCGGGAAGCCAACAUCUUGGUCCUGCAUGCUGCGCCACACUGCCUUUAGUAUCACAUUUUCACUUUGUAUCUCCUGCAUCCUUGGGAAGACUCUGGUGGUGUUGGCUGCCUUCACUGCAACUAGGCCAGGGGGCAACAUGAUGAAGUGGCUGGGGCCCAAGCAGCAGAGGGCCAUUGUCUCCCUCUGCACUCUGGUUCAGGUGGCUAUCUGCGCAGCCUGGCUCAUUGAUGCCCCCCCUUUUCCAUCCAGAAAUACACAGUAUGAACGCUCAAAGAUCAUACUGGAGUGUAGCGUAGGCUCCAGCUUGGCCUUUUGGUGCGUUCUUGGAUAUAUUGGUCUACAGGCCUGCCUGUGCUUUGUACUGGCUUUUCUGGCACGCAAGUUGCCAGGGAACUUCAAUGAGGCCAAGUUCAUCACUUUCAGCAUGCUGAUCUUCUGCGCUGUGUGGCUGGCAUUCAUCCCUGCUUAUAUCAGCUCCCCUGGAAAUUAUGCCGAUGCAGUUGAGUCCUUUGCCAUUUUGGCUUCCAGCUUUGGCUUGUUGUUCUGCCUGUUUGCCCCAAAGUGCUACAUCAUUUUACUGAAGCCAGAAAAGAAUACAAAGCAGCACCUAUUGGGGAAAGAAAAGAAGUGAUAUGCUAUAACUUAACCGAUUAAAAUGUAUAUUCAUGUUCAAUGCAGCAUUGCAUAAGUGGUUCAGUGUAAACGGAAAUAUAUAAUAACAUGGAGCUCAUCACAUUAAUGUGUAGUUUGAAGAAAUAAAAAUGUUUUAU
Molecule: messenger RNA, 2816 nt
Organism: Scophthalmus maximus (turbot)
Lineage: Eukaryota; Metazoa; Chordata; Actinopteri; Pleuronectiformes; Scophthalmidae
Product: extracellular calcium-sensing receptor-like
Exons: 8
Coding region: 89-2677 (862 amino acids)
Biological process (GO): G protein-coupled receptor signaling pathway
Cellular component (GO): membrane
Molecular function (GO): G protein-coupled receptor activity
Source: RefSeq, a predicted model, not a curated record